Geodia barretti is the source of this 801-nucleotide messenger RNA. NCBI's taxonomy places the organism in Eukaryota, Metazoa, Porifera, Demospongiae, Tetractinellida, Geodiidae. The record is from the annotation of a GenBank genome assembly.
AUGCUGAGAGCCGAUUACAGGGAGUCCAUCGCCCAGGCGGUUUCCGGGAUCAGAGACAUGCCAUCAUUGGAGGAGCGGAGCAAGGCGGCCAUCGCGCAGGCCGUAGUGCUCAGGCUGCUGGCCGCCGCCGGGUGGGACGUCUUCGACCUCUCGCAGGUGAUGCCGGGAUACGUCACCGGAAACAGCAGCGUCGACUUCGCCCUGAUGCCGCCUGCGCCAGGCCGGCCCAGAGGAGCAGUCUCGCCCAGGGUGUUCAUUGACGUGAGGACGCCGGGCGAAAACAUCGAGAGUCCCCAGCUGGAGCGGCAACUGCUGGCCCACUGCGCCCGGGAGGAGGUAUCCCUGGCGGCGCUGACCAACGGGUUGCGCUGGCUGCUCUUCCUGUGGUCGCCCGGGGGCGGCCGGAUGGAAAGGCGCUUCUGUGAAAUCGACCUCAGGGGAGACCCGGAGGCCGCGGCGGAGGACGUCAACCGGUACCUGACCAAGGACAGGGUGUGCAACGGGCAGGCCGCCAGGUCGGCGGAAAGGGCGCUGCGGGACAGCAACCGGGAAACGGUGGGCAGGCGGGCCAUACUCCAAGGCUGGCGCCAGGUGGUCGGCGGUCUUGACGAGGGUCUGAUCGGACUGGUCGCCACCGCUGCAGAGCAGAGGGCCGGCCACCGUCCCGACGACCGGCUGGUCCGCCGGGUACUGGCGGAGAACCGCGCCGCGCUGCUGGCACCGGGCGCCGAAGGCGCCGCGGCGUCCGGCCCCGGGCGGCGGCCUCCGCUCGACACCGUCCUCCUUCACCCUGGAUUCUGA